AUGGUCACUUGCCAAGGCUGCGGGGAGACCACCUCGCUGCGGCUGUGCUGCCCCAGCUGCACAGAGGCCGGCCGCACUUCCUUUUUCUGUUCCCAAGAUUGCUUCAGGGCCUCGUGGGCCUCCCACAGCAAACUGCAUGCAGUGCUGCAGCGCGGCGCAGCAGCAGCGGGAGCAGCAGCAGCAGCAGCAGCAGCAGCAGGGACCCCAGGCGCAGCAGCAAGGGAGGACCAACUCAGCGACACGUACACAGACAGCACAGCAGCCAGCCACAGGAGAGACGGAGCAGGCAGCCCUGCAGACGAGCCCGACAGCAGCAGCAGCAGCAGCAGCAGCAGCAGCAGCAGCAGCAGCAGCAGCAGCAGGCCGGAAGCAGAGACCAAGGAUGCUGAGCCAGAAAAGCCCUCUCUCCCUGUUGUCCCUUCGCGCCUGUCUCGGGGCCUGGGGCUGAUGCAGGCGCGGGGUUCUACGCGGAGCAGCGGCAGCAGCGACAGCAGCAGCAGCAGCAACAGCAGCAACAGCAGCAGCAGCAGCAGCAGCCCCUCGAAGGUGCACGGCAGCAGCAGCCUCUUUUCCCGCUUCCUCCCCAGCAGCAAACGGCCCAUAGAACUCCCGCUGCACGUCAGGGGAGAGAAGAGAGGCGCAGCAGCAAGGUUUUUGCCUCCAGGCACAGCAGCAGCAGCAGCAGCAGCAGCAGCAGCAAGAGACCAGGGGACUCCCUCGGCCCUGUCUCCGCGGCUGCUGCUGCUGCUGCUGCUGGGGGCCCUCAUUUGCUACAUGGCCUUCGGGGGUUUUCUUUUCACGGCCACGGGGGGCCUUGCUGCAGACCCCCACGCUGCAGCGCAGCAGCAAACAGCGGAAGCAGCAGCAGCAGCAGCAGCAGCAGCAAGUUCCUCGCUGCAGACACUUGAGGAAGCUGUCGUGCAGCUCAGAGACAGACUUGCUGCUCUGGAGGGUUUAGUGGGGGAGCAUGAGGCCCUCUUUGGGGUCAUUGCUCCGGCUUCCCCUGCUGCUGCUGCUCCUGCUGCUGCUGCUGCUGCUGCUGCUCCUGCUGCUGCUGCUGCUGCCCGCGUGCAACGAGCAGCGGGGGCUUUCGGAGACAGCGUCGCCGCACACGAGACCGCGGGGCAUGCAGCAGCAGCAAGUCCAGCAGCAGCAGUCGCAGCAGCAGCAGCAAGGGCGCGGCCGCUGCUGCUGCUGCUCGAUAGAGCUCGAGAAGCAGCAGCAGCAGCAGAGUCUGCAGCAGCAGCAGCAGCGCCGAACUUCCCCCAACUCACGCAGCGCUCCUAUGCUGCAAAUGUUGGCAGCGAGGUGAGGGGGCCCCCAGCAGCAGCAGCAGCAGCAGCAGCAGCACCGGGCCCUUUUGCUGCGACAGCUACAGACACCGGAGCAGAAGCUGCUGCUGCAGAUCAAGCUUCACAAGAGCAGCAGCAGCAGCAGCAGCAGCAGCAGCAGCAGGAAGUGCCGCUUGUGGAGGAGACACCUUCUCGUCCUCUCAGCGAAGCUAUUGGGAACAGCAGCAACGAGAGCGAGUCCUUAGCAGCAGCAGCAGAUGCAGCAGCAGCUGCAGCAACAGCAGCUGCAGCGGCAGAUGCAGCAGCAGCAGAUGCAGCAGCAGCAGAGAAAACUGGCCUUGAGGCUUCUUCCCUUCUUACUCUGGGAGGGCACAGCAAGCGCAGCAAAAGGGGGCAGUUCGGACCAUAG
Molecule: messenger RNA, 1701 nt
Organism: Eimeria necatrix
Lineage: Eukaryota; Apicomplexa; Conoidasida; Eucoccidiorida; Eimeriidae
Exons: 1
Coding region: 1-1701 (566 amino acids)
Source: RefSeq, a predicted model, not a curated record